Molecule: messenger RNA, 891 nt
Organism: Sorghum bicolor (sorghum)
Lineage: Eukaryota; Viridiplantae; Streptophyta; Magnoliopsida; Poales; Poaceae
Exons: 1
Coding region: 118-507 (129 amino acids)
Source: RefSeq, a predicted model, not a curated record
CAAAACCAAAAGCCACACCGUUCUGCUCUCUGCCUCUCUCGAUAAAUCCGUCGCCCCCAAAGCCAAGCAACUUGCACUCCAGAGUCCAAGCCGCAGACAGACGUUGUUGCGUUGCGUAUGGCCGCUGCCGAGGCAGAGGCGAGCAGCAGCCGGCGGCGGCGCCGCCGCGCGGAGGAGCUGUGCGCCGCGGCCGUGUCGGUGGCGGACGCGGCCUCGUGGUGUUGCGCGGUGGCGCUGGUGGCGCUCGUGCUGCUGGGCGCGCUCCGCGCGGAGACCGACGGCGACGGGGGCGGGUACCGUCGUCAGUUCCGGGGCCCGCGGCUGGGCGGCGCCGCGGCGCGGCCGUGCGAGGAGGUGUACGUGGUCGGGGAAGGCGAGACGCUGCACAGCAUCAGCGACAAGUGCGGGGACCCCUUCAUCGUGGAGCGGAACCCGCACAUACACGACCCCGACGACGUCUUCCCGGGCCUCGUCAUCGCGCUCUGCCCCACCAAGAACACCUCCUAGCUCUGCUCUUUCUGCCGACGUUUUCGUGGCGCCGCAAGCCCGCGUCGUCUCGAUUCUAUCUAUCUACUGCACGGUCUGCGUGCACACGUCAGAGAUGAACAGGAACUCAAAAGAGUUCCGCGAGUUCUUGCUUGGCUUCUCGAGUUCAAGGUCCUUUUUGUUUAGUUUGCUCCGAACUGAUCCUUGUGAUCUUGACAACCUUCUUGGAGAGGAAAAAAGAUAAGUUGUGUAUACAAUACCUUUUUUUUACAAGAGUAUAAAUACCUUAAGAAAGUAUACUUUCGUAUUCUUCCUUCUGCUUGCUGGGCAGUUUACGCAUUCUCUUUAUGUACGAUGUUUUGUUCGUGCUUAGAUAUUUAUGCAAUGAGCGAGGUUAAUAAGGUA